AUGGCCUUGGUUCCCUACGAGGAGGGAGGCGGCUGGGCAGCGCGGCAGCUGCACAGCCCUUCGGCCACCUUCCACUUCGCCAGCCGCACCAUCCGCCUCCGGCAGGACUGGCGGCGGCUGGGAGUGGCGGCCGUGGUCUGGGACGCGGCUGUUGUCCUGUGUGCUUAUCUGGAGAUGGAAGGCGCUGAUCUCAGGGAUCGGUCUGUGAUCGAGCUGGGAGCUGGAACUGGAUUGCUGGGAAUAGUGGUCACACUGCUAGGUGCCCGUGUUACCAUCACAGACAGAGCAGCAGCACUGGAGCUCCUGGAGUCAAAUGUGCAGGCGAAUUUACCCCCUGAACUACGUCCCAGAGCAGUGGUGAAGGAGCUGACGUGGGGAAAAGACCUGGAUAACUUCCCUCCAGGAACAUUUGACUUUGUCCUGGGCGCAGACAUCGUUUAUCUGGAAGAAACAUUUGCAGAGCUGCUUCAGACGCUGGAGCACCUGUGCUCAGAGCGAACGGUGAUUCUUCUUUCCUGUCGUAUCCGCUAUGAGCGGGAUCUCCAGUUCUUAAAGAUGCUGAGAGAGCGUUUCUCUGUAUCCGAGGUCCAUUAUGAUUCCAGUAAGGAUGUUCAUAUCUAUAAAGCACAGAGGGGUAGUCACAAGGAUGACUUUUGA
Molecule: messenger RNA, 657 nt
Organism: Cinclus cinclus
Lineage: Eukaryota; Metazoa; Chordata; Aves; Passeriformes; Cinclidae
Gene: METTL21A
Product: methyltransferase 21A, HSPA lysine
Exons: 3
Coding region: 1-657 (218 amino acids)
Biological process (GO): peptidyl-lysine methylation
Cellular component (GO): cytosol; cytoplasm
Molecular function (GO): protein-lysine N-methyltransferase activity
Source: RefSeq, a predicted model, not a curated record